AUGCAACACUCGAAUUUUGAGGAUAUGACUGGUUUUGGCGGUCGGCCGAUGACUUUAUCAGCUUUAACGGUUCCAUUUCUAACAGCAAUGAGAUCGUCAAUCUUCCAGAUGAAGACUCGUGAUGAGAUCGUCAUCCGAAGUUGUUUACCGAUCGGGGAAAUCGACAGAUUUUGUGGUUGUAGUUCAUCGGGUCACUAUCGUUUGGGCUUACAGUUGGUAUCAGUGACCAGCCACGAUCAACGAUGCCGCCACGGAGACGAGAUGCUACAGACGACAGACGUGACGCUGCCAUCGACAACCGGAUCCACCAUUACGAGGGGUUUGACUACCAGGGCCUUGGUGGAUGCGCAAGGGUCGACCGAGUAUGAGGGUCUGUCUCGUUUUAAUGAUGAGGGGUGGUCUGAGUAUGAGGGUCCGCCAAUUAUCUAUGAAGGGUAUCUAGUGACAAAUGGAUCUGAACGUGCUCUUAACGACUUUGGAGAACACACUUUUCAAAUAUCUUCCCUUACAGGUUUUGAGGUACAGGAAAUAAGUGAUAUAGGUGUUGCCCAUCGUGACAAGUACUUUGGGGUCUCAUCAUUUGGAAUAACAUACAUGUAUGGUGCAGCUUCAUUUAGUGGAAGUUACUUCAAGCGUAAUGAUCAAUAUAGAAGUUUAGGCAACAGUGUUGCAUCUUAUGAUAAUUAUGAGAGAAAGUCUAUUCUCAAUGUGGUGAUGAUAUACACGAGAAGAAUGCCAAUACAAAGACGAGGUCAGAUUUUCGUUGGUGAUAAUUUAGGUAAAGAUGAGAUUGUGUCGGAAUCGAAGGCGAAUCCUUUUCGACAGGGAAAGUAA
Messenger RNA from Striga asiatica, 834 nucleotides. NCBI's taxonomy places the organism in Eukaryota, Viridiplantae, Streptophyta, Magnoliopsida, Lamiales, Orobanchaceae. The record is from the annotation of a GenBank genome assembly.